AUGGCGCCUGUUACGGAGGAUACCGCGGACUUUCAGAGGGAGAUUAUCGAGAGAAUCAGCAAGAAUGAGGUGUGCGAGCUCAAGACGUUGCUGUCGCAGAGGAAGAUUAAGAUUGAUUUUGUCGAUGUGAACCGCAUGAGCCCGCUCCAGCACGCCUGUUACAAGGGAAACAUGGAAAUCGUGCAGCUCCUCCUCGAUCAAGGUGCUGACGUGAACAUGUGUCGACACGAACACGGUUAUACCGCUCUUCAUUUCGCCGCUUUGAGCGGAAACGCCGAGCUAUGUCACCUCCUGAUGUCGCACGGAGCACGCUUGGCAGCGAUGAACAGCGUGGGCCGAACGGCCGCGCAGAUGGCGGCGUUUGUUGGAAAUCACAACUGCGUGGCGACAAUCAAUAACUUUAUCCCGAAGGCUGAUAUAGAUUAUUAUAUUAAACCGCAGGGCUUGCAGACCGAGCCCAUGCUGCCGCCGCAUCUAGCCGAUCAUUUCCACAAGUUCAUAAUGCAAGUCAACAUGAACCCUGUACGUGUGUGCAUGAAUUUACAGAGACUUCCCGCACUUCUGGAAAAUGCAACAAAAGUACAAAAAGUAUUAGAAUCCAUGCGCUAUAAAGAAAUGAUGCGAGGCGCUGAGAUAAAUGAAGUGAUGGCCUUCAAGUACCAUUACCUGAGUUGCAUUGUGGCCGAGGUGUUGAAAAGUCAGAAGCGUCAAGAAGCUAUGAAGGCGGAGAAAGGCGAGAAGGGAAACGAGGAGGGCGAGGAAAAGAAGUCCGACACUGUGGAACUCUUGAUACGAAGGUUCCUGAAGUGCAGCAAGAACGAUAGCUUACCGGAGUAUCAGGAGGCACUUUUGCGGGAAUCCGUGAGAGAGUUCCCAUUCAGGGAAAGCACAAUUUUCCGUCAGAUGGUCGCUACAUUGGCCAGUACAGAUCCGCCGUCCGCCGUUUCCGUCAUCGCUGCUGCGAUUAAUGGGCAACGAGGCUUCUUCGAUAACGCCCAGACUUGCGUGACCUGCGGCGAGGACAAAGCCACGAAAAAGUGUAGCAAAUGCAAAGCGGUGCAAUACUGCGACAGAGAAUGUCAGAGAUUGCACUGGUUCAUGCACAAAAAGGCGUGCGCCAGAUUGGGUCAGUCCCCGGCAAACAACGGAAAGCUCACGGAUGCAGAUAAAGAACAGAUCAGCAAUGCCGUCGGCUCCAGGCUACAAAACCUAACUGUUGAAUAAAUAUGUAAUGUGUACAGAUUUAAUGUUGGCAGGUCCAAUUUUUUUGGAGUGCGUUAUAUCCGCGGAUGUUUAUCUUUUCCUGUAUAUAGCCGUUCUACUAGAAUUGAUGGAUCUCCGUAUGAUUAUGCCUAUCAUAUCUGUGAAAGCUAACAUUACGCCACUAUUAUUGUGUAAGUAAAUAUUAUUGAAAAUGUGUAAAUUUUUGUUGUUUAGUCAAUCACGCGUUUGUAUCGAUAUUUCGUUCUUUCGAAUUUUCAAUCGUUAAGAAACCAACUUCAGCAAGGAGAAACUGAAUCAAAUUAUAAUAAGUUUUUAAUUGUACAAAAAUAUUGAGUUUUUUUUUAUUGCUAUACGCGACUCUCUGAGCUGCCGGACUUUUGUGAACUGACUGACUUUUAUAUAGUUUCAUACUUCCUUCUUGGACAAUGAAAUUGCCAAAUAUAUUUAUAAGUUACUAUUAUUCUUGAUGUGUACGUGCACUCAGUUAAACAUAUUGUCAAUAUUUUAGAGCUAUGUUCAACCUUCAUUGUGAUCUGUCGAAAUAAAGCACAUUUACUUACAAGCUUACAACCGAUAUAAUGUGACAGUUGCAUCAUCUUUUCUAGUAUAUUGCCGUUAAUUUAUCGAGUGCUGCACGAACAUUUACAUUAAUCAAUAAAUCAUCUUCUGUUAAU
Molecule: messenger RNA, 1898 nt
Organism: Temnothorax curvispinosus
Lineage: Eukaryota; Metazoa; Arthropoda; Insecta; Hymenoptera; Formicidae
Product: ankyrin repeat and MYND domain-containing protein 2
Exons: 3
Coding region: 1-1224 (407 amino acids)
Molecular function (GO): protein binding
Source: RefSeq, a predicted model, not a curated record